AUGGCGGGCUCAGAAAGACAAUCGAAGACCGGCGCCACAGGAAAGCGCCUGCAGGAGGCGAACAAGAUUAAUCUCUCCUUGACCACUCUGGGGAAUGUCAUUUCUGCCCUCGUGGACGGAAAAUCGACCCAUGUGCCCUACCGCAACUCCAAACUCACUCGCCUUCUGCAGGAUUCCUUGGGUGGAAACUCCAAGACGGUCAUGGUGGGUGGCAAUAUAGACAGCAGCGUUGGCCGUCUUUCUGCCGUUGGCCAACCUCCUCCCUACACUUUUUUCUCGUUCGCUCUCUCCCUCUCUCCCCUUUCAAUCCGCCGUCGGCGUUACCAAAACAGCGUUGCAGAAUCAAAGUCGGUCAGUACCCUACGCUAUGCACAUCGUGCCAAGUCUAUAAAGAAUAAGGCCCGAGUUAAUGAAGACCCCAAGGAUGCACUUCUUCGCCAAUUUCAAAAGGAGAUUGAAGAAUUACGGAAACAACUAAACCAAGGUCAGUUCUCCGACGAUAUACUUUACAAGAUACGUUUGUUUAACGGGACAACCCGAUUUGAGUUUGACAAACUGCGGCUGAUUAGCAGCCAAGUAAAUGAAAUAUUUAUGCUACUUGUUUUUCAGCUUACGGCUUUUCCCACGCGGUGA
Messenger RNA from Dibothriocephalus latus, 633 nucleotides. NCBI's taxonomy places the organism in Eukaryota, Metazoa, Platyhelminthes, Cestoda, Diphyllobothriidea, Diphyllobothriidae. The record is from the annotation of a GenBank genome assembly.